Messenger RNA from Phacochoerus africanus (Common warthog), 2561 nucleotides. It is a transcript of the gene TCF19, whose product is annotated as transcription factor 19. Gene Ontology annotation, biological process: regulation of gene expression. Gene Ontology annotation, molecular function: protein binding. The coding region runs from base 1039 to 2079 and encodes 346 amino acids. The record is from RefSeq and is a predicted model, not a curated record. Gene Ontology annotation, cellular component: nucleus. Lineage: Eukaryota; Metazoa; Chordata; Mammalia; Artiodactyla; Suidae. The transcript is spliced from 3 exons.
GAUCGGAGGCCCUCCCAGCGCGUCGCCCAAUGGAGGGAAGGAGGGCAAACGAGAUGGCCAAUCAGAAACGGUACGGGGGGCGUGCUCUCUCGGCGCGAAGUUCAGACCCGGGAAUUCCGAAGGCGGAGUCGGUGCUGCCCGCGCGCGGAGACGGCGCCCCUCCUGGCCCAGGCUUCCUCGCUGUCAAACAGCCGCUGGAGCGCCAGCCCCGGCCGGAGCCUGAGAGAUCCUGAGCUGCCGCACAGGCUGGCACUGCCCGGAAAGGGGACCGCUUCGAGACUGCACCUCGCGGUAGAUAAGAACCUGGAUUGCGGCGGGGAGGGGAAAGGCUGGGUUUCCCUCGCAUGAUCCCGGGAAGCCCUAUCCUGUCUUUAAUCCCACCUGGAGAAGUCGGGAAGCAGGGGUUUAGAUCCGCUUUGUUAGAGAACAUAGAGACCCAUUUGCACUGCCUUUGGAGGGGUGACAGUGGAUACACUUCCCAUGGGGGUUUAAGCUAUCUAGUUAUGAGUGAGGGGUUGGCCAGAAGAGCGAGGCGCGGGCUAGCAGGCGGGUUACUCUGUUUGGAUUAGCAGAAUUGACAGGAAACUUCUCUUCUCCAAAUUACACUGAGGUGACAAGUUAGUAUCACACAGAAGCAGGACCCCAGUCCUCCCCCCUUAUACACACAAUUCGCAUAUCCCCCAGAAGCUGCCUAACGUAUUGUUGCCUGGCACAGACUUGAAGGCUCCCGGAAUAUUCUGCAGCCUGAGGAUCUGAUUCAACUUCGUGCCAUAGGACAUCUUCGUCUUUGCACUAUACUGGGACCCUCACGAAAUUUUUCAGUUGGAAAACUGUUGACAGCCAAUCUUGCAUCGAGUCCUAGGCCCUUGCACUCUGAAUUUACACUAUUCGGGGAGCGUGCCCAAGGUUGAGAUUGCACAAAGCACAGUUCAACUCUGCAUCAGAGGGAAAGCAAACUUAGGCCAGCUGUGCAUGGCCCAGGAGUGGGAAGUGAUGGAUUCCUGAAGUGGAAGAGGUGGUGCAGAGGGGGCACCGCCCAUGCUGCCCUGCUUCCAGCUGCUGCGCAUAGGGGGCGGCAGGGGUGUCGACCUUUACACCUUCCACCCCCCAAGUGGGGCUGGCUGCACCUACCGCUUGGGCUGCAGGGCCGACCUGUGUGAUGUGGCCCUGCGGCCCCAGCAGGAGCCCGGCUUCAUCUCGGAAGUCCACGCGGAGCUGCACGCUGAGCGCCGGGGUGAUGACUGGAGGGUCAGCCUGGAGGACCAUAGCAGCCAAGGGACUUUGGUCAAUAAUGUCCGACUCCCAAGGGGUCACAGGCUGGAGUUGAGUGAUGGUGACCUUCUGACCUUUGGCCCUGAAGGGCCCCCAGGAACCAGCCCCUCAGAGUUCUACAUGUUUCAGCAAGUCCGAGUCAAACCUCAAGAUUUUGCUGCCAUCACCAUCCCACGGUCCAGGGGAGAAGAGGGAGAAACCAGAGCUGGUUUCCGGCCUAUGCUGCCCUCCCAAGGGGCCCCCCAGCGCCCCCUCAGCACCCUCUCCCCCACCCCCAAAGCCACCCUGAUCCUCAACUCCAUCGGCAGCCUCAGCAAGCUCCACUUGCAGCCGCUCACAUUCUCUCGGAGUGGGGGUGGGCCGCAGAAUCCGCCCGUUUCCACGACUCCUGGGGAAGUGAGGACCACCUCUUCGGCCCCACCCCCAAGAAACCGGAGGAAAUCAGCUCACCGCGUGUUGGCAGAACUGGACGAUGAGAGAGAGGCUCCCGAGAGCCUCCCACCCGUGCUUAUAGAGCCCAGGAAGAAACUGCUCCGUGUAGAGAAAACCCCGCCGACACCCAGUGGAAAUCGUCGUGGGCGUCCUCGGAAGCACCCAGUGAGCAACCCCAGGGCUCCCCCGGCAGCUGGGGGCGGGGAGCCCUGUGCAGCCCCCUGUUGCUGCCUACCCCAAGAAGAGACAGUAGCUUGGGUUCAGUGUGAUGGUUGUGACACCUGGUUCCAUGUGGCCUGUGUUGGCUGCAGCAUCCAGGCUGCCAAGGAAGCUGACUUCCGGUGCCCAGGCUGCCGUGUAGGCAUCCAGAGCUAGGGCCGGCCACCAACACCAGAGGACAGAGCCGGCACCUCCAGGCCAUGGGGGGACAGGGAGUCCUAAGAGAUGCCUUCUUCUUCCCUUGCCUUCCCCCAGGGUGGUGGGGGGAUGAGUACAGAGGAAGGGUCCAUUGCUAUGGAUUAUCAAUUCAAGGCCCUUGGAGCCAAGGUGGCAGAAGAGAUGGUUUCCUGCCAAAGAUACUGCUGCCUCCAGGAAGUUGCCAGUGAGCUGGAAAUCCCCACUGUUAUAAGCUGUUGUGGGUCCUUGUCAUGGACACUAGAAUGUGUGGUCAGGAGCAUUCGACUGCAGAGGGCCUGCCUGGAAGGGUGGCAGCCCCAGACUUGAGCAAGCAAGAUCUUAAUGGCAGCACCUAGCCUUCCUUACCUUGUGGAUAGUCCUGCCACUGACCAUGACUGUGACCUGACUUUUCAGAGCUUUGCUUCCAUUUCCGAAUAAAGAAUGAGCAGCUUCAUACACUC